Periophthalmus magnuspinnatus is the source of this 1540-nucleotide messenger RNA. It is a transcript of the gene tekt3, whose product is annotated as tektin 3. The coding region runs from base 59 to 1522 and encodes 487 amino acids. Lineage: Eukaryota; Metazoa; Chordata; Actinopteri; Gobiiformes; Gobiidae. The transcript is spliced from 8 exons. The record is from RefSeq and is a predicted model, not a curated record. Gene Ontology annotation, biological process: cilium movement involved in cell motility; cilium assembly. Gene Ontology annotation, cellular component: sperm flagellum; microtubule cytoskeleton; nucleus.
CAGCGCACCGCGGGACCUCUACCUUUACCGGAAACCACAAACUCUCUAGGAGACAGUUAUGGAGCUGAUGGGAUCCACUCUGACUGCUACUUACGCCCGGCCAAAAACCAGUCACUUCCUCCCUGCCAUCUCCACCAUGGCGGCCAGUUACCGUGGCACCCAGCCCGCUUUACCCAUGAGCGCUAGUGCCAACCAGUGGAGGACCAGCAGCUACUACAAGAGCAACGGCCCCCUCCCCUCGACGCUAUCCAUCCAACGGGACAAUCUAGACUUAGUCCGGGCCAAAACAAUGUUCUACCCGUCCAACAGAACAGCCCUGACAACUAGAUACACUCCUGAAGACUGGUAUAAAUCCAACCACAGCAACUACAGAGAGUCGGAAUCGUCACGGAAAAGUGCAGAGAGGUUAAGGCAAGAUACGAUUCGGCUCAUGCAGGAUAAGGAUCAGCUGACCAGGAGGACACAGGAAACUACGAGUAAAAAUCUUGGAGAGAGAGUGAGCGAUAUUGUCUUCUGGAAGUCUGAGCUGAGCCAUGAGAUCGAUAACAUGGUGACAGAGAUAGCAGCUCUCAGCGAGGUCAAGAGGAGGCUGGAGAGAGCGCUGGCCGAGACGGAGGGGCCACUUCAGGUGUCUCAAGAGUGUUUGUACCACAGAGAGAAGCGGAUGUCCAUUGAUCUAGUGCAUGACCACGUGGAGAAAGACCUAAUUAAGGAAGUGGAGGUGAUCAAAUCGUGCCAGGAGAGGAUGAGGAGGUAUCUGGAGAGAGCGGUGGCACAAUUGGCGUCUAAUCGAGCAGCGCAACAUGAGCUGGAGCGAGACAUGAGCGAUAAAGUGACAGCUCAGAGGAUCGACGACCGGUGUCACCACUUGAGAAACACGUCCAAUGGGAUCGGAUACUACAGGGGCAUCGAGAGACUGGACCCUUCACUUUCUCUUCCCGACACCUGGUCCAAAUUCACGGAUGACAACAUUUUGCAUUCCCAGAGCGAACGCGCCGCCUCCCACAAACUCCGGGAUGAGAUUGAACUCUUGCUCAACACGACGUCCAACGAGAUGUGGCACCAGUUCAACAACGUCAACGUGUCUUUUACCAACCGCAUCUCCGAGACCUCGGAUGCCAAGAACAGUCUGCAGACGCACCUGGCCAAGACCCUUCAGGAGAUCUUCCAGACUGAGAUGCUGAUCGAGUCUCUGAAAAAGGCCCUCAGAGACAAAGAGUGUCCGCUCAAAGUGGCCCAAACUCGGCUGGAGGAGCGGACCAGACGCCCCAACGUGGAGCUGUGCCGGGACAACCCACACCACAGACUGGUGGGUGAGGUUAAAGAGAUCGAGGACACCAUUUACAAACUGCAGGAGCGUCUGAUGGAAGCGGAGAACACACUGCAGACCCUGGUGAAGACUAAAGUGACUCUGGAACACGACCUUUCCGUCAAAGCCAACUCCUUGUUUCUGGACCAAGAGAAGUGUAUGAGCAUCCGCAAGAGUUUUCCCAGCAUGCCGCGGCUGGUCGGGUACACAUAACAACCGCCCUCUGAGGAA